Messenger RNA from Pogonomyrmex barbatus (red harvester ant), 1083 nucleotides. RefSeq names its product dachsous cadherin-related 1 (gene ds). Gene Ontology annotation, molecular function: beta-catenin binding; calcium ion binding; cadherin binding. Gene Ontology annotation, cellular component: plasma membrane; catenin complex. The record is from RefSeq and is a predicted model, not a curated record. Gene Ontology annotation, biological process: cell migration; multicellular organism development; homophilic cell-cell adhesion. NCBI's taxonomy places the organism in Eukaryota, Metazoa, Arthropoda, Insecta, Hymenoptera, Formicidae.
AUGUGGCGUCUGCUACUGUUUCUCGUCCUGGGAGCGACCUCUGCCCCAGGCGCGACGCCCGAGCGCGUCAAGCAUCUGGAGGUGUCCGAAAACGCGCGACCGGGCACCAGGGUGGGUUUCAUCGACACCGACAAUCCACCGUAUCUGAUAGCGCUGGUACCGGGCUCGCCGGUGGAGACCGACCUGAUCGUCGAGCCGACGACGGGCGAGAUAAGGACACGGGUGCCGUUGGACCGUGAAAAUCGAGCGAUGUAUACCCUGGUCGCGUUGCCGAGCGUGCGGGUGGUUAUCACCGUGCUCGAUGAGAACGAUAACGUGCCCACCUUCCCCAUGGACCACGUGGACAUUGAGUUCCCGGAGAACUCGCCCCGCGACGCCAAGCGGCCGCUACCACCGGCCGAGGACCUCGACCUCGGCCAGUAUACGACGCAACGUUACGAGAUCGUGUCGGGCAACUACGGCGACGCGUUCCGGCUGUGGCAGCAGCGCGGCCGCGACGGCGUCCUGUAUCUGGAUCUGCAGAUCGCCGGCUCGCUGGACCGAGAGGUACGCUCCCACUAUCACCUGGUGAUCGAGGCUCUCGACGGCGGCACGCCACCGCUUCGCUCCCACCUGACGGUCAACGUGACCGUGCAGGACGUCAACGAUAAUCCGCCCGUCUUCAACCAGACGCGCUACGUCGCGAGCGUACCGGAGAACGCGACCGUCGGUACGCCGGUGCUCGCGGUGAACGCGACCGACGCGGACGCCGGGGACAACGGCCGCAUCGAGUACUCCAUCAAUCGCCGGCAGUCCGACCGCGAGGAGAUGUUCCGCAUCGAUUCGGAGACCGGGAUGGUUUACGUGAACAAGGCCCUCGACUUCGAGUCCAAGGAGCGUCACGAGCUGGUGAUCGUCGCCCGGGAUUGCGGUGCCCAACCGCUGGAAGCCAGCGCUUUCCUCUCCGUCCGCGUGACUGACGUCAAUGACAAUCAGCCGUCCAUCACGGUCAUCUUCCUGUCGGACGACGCGACUCCCAAGAUCAGCGAGAGCGCGCAACCCGGCGAAUUUAUCGCCCGGAUAUCCGUCAGCGAUCCCGACUCC